AUGCCGCAUUUUCCAAUGAACACGGGUACUGUGGUUGCCAGUUCGAAUGCCAAAGACGAACAAGAAGAGCGACAGACAGCACCGGUGCGGCCCCCCGCAUCCAUUCAGAUCAAAAACCGACGGAAGAGAUACCUUGAAACACACCCUGAUUAUUUCUCUGCUGGCCUUGAACUUGCCGACCCAUUGCUUUACGAUCGCCUAAUCCGCCGUUUCCAAACCACUGGCGAACGCGAAGAGGAAGGCCGGGCAAAGGGCUACUCCGGCGCGCUGGAAGCAGACCUUAUGCGAGCAGAGCUGAAAAUGGAGGCACUGGCGCAUCCUGACCCGAACGCUACCAUCACCUACACCCGUGGCCCGCAGGGAGAGAUUCUGGCCGAAGAGGACGACGAGAUCCCGGCCACGAGAGAAGAAGGCGAGGAGCGGUGGAAGACGGAGAUGGAGCUGAGAUUCCUGCGGGGCGCCGACCCGGACUUUGACUAUGCGGCUGUGGACGAGUGCGAGGACUACGACGAUCUCAGCGAGGAGCAGGACAAGUACUUUGAUGACGAAGAGCCGGAAUGGCUCGUUGAGAAGGGCGAGGACGGGCAGGUCGAGCUGCGCGGCGAGACGGGCGUGCAGGACUUUUGA
Messenger RNA from Ophidiomyces ophidiicola, 627 nucleotides. RefSeq lists its product as uncharacterized. Bases 1 to 627 code for a protein of 208 amino acids. Lineage: Eukaryota; Fungi; Ascomycota; Eurotiomycetes; Onygenales; Onygenaceae. The transcript is spliced from 2 exons. The record is from RefSeq and is a predicted model, not a curated record.